UUCAUUCAUUGAUAGGAAAAUUCCAAUCUAGGAUUGUUUUUCAGUGGCAGCAGGCUUGACAGUCUGUGUUGAACAUGGUUGUGAUCUGGGCAUGCAUGCCAAGUACAUAAUUUUUGCUUCGCAUAUGCCAAGAUGUUUACCUGUGCAAGGGCUCAAAGCUUCUUGUAUACCAGAAUAAUCCAAAUAAAACAGCUCUACCUUGGGUUUGAGCAGUGUGCUAAGGGCCUAACCAUAAACACUCACUGUGAACAAUAAUGAUCUGAAAGAAGGCAAAAAGAUCCAGAUGGAGCCCACUGACUACAAUGAAAAGUUUACAUAUUAAUUUCAAUAGUUAACCUAGCUUCACAGCUCAAAACUGGUUGAGAGAUGAGAGAUAAUCUCCCCCUGAUGGGUUCUAUGCUACCAGUAUCACCACUCUUCAGCAGUAAGUGUGAGAAUGAUGAGCCAAUUCAACAAGAGCACUUAUCAGAGAAAACAUGUGCAUUAGCAAAAUGACUAAGGUGACUGUUAUAGUGUUAUAUUAUCUGCAUAUGUAAAAUGUAUGCGUAAAUUUUUUUCACUUAACAGGGGUAGGAGAUUGAAUGGUGCUCUGUGGAAUGCCAAUUUGUAAAGACACAAAAUCUAACCAAGUAGCUUCAACUUGAACUUUAGCUGAACAGUUCUCAAGCAAUUAAUUUGGCCAUACUAGUACUUAAUAUACCUGACUUGAUAUGCCUGCGUGUCAGAUGCUGCAUCUAAAUUUUGGUGCAUUUACCACCAUUUUUGUUCUAAUUAUUUUAUUGUAGUUCUAGAGCUUUGUAGGGGUAAUGUUAUGAAUAGUAUGUUAGGCAAAUAAUUGGCAAAUUAUGGAAACCUAACAUUGCAGCCUUAGAAAUAAGCCAGAGUUUUUUAUUGGUGAUUUUGAGCAGAGAAUUUAAGUGAGAACUUGUCCACAGAUUUUUUUAGUUCUUUUUUUCUUAAUCACCUGCUAAUUUAUACAUACUAGAAAAUGUUGCAAAACCAAGUUUCAAUCAACUUUAUUGUUAGUCUCUUUUAAACGUGUUAUGUUGCAAGUCUUAUUGAAAUUUUAAAUAAUAUUAAGAUUUUAAGUUGUGACUAAUUAAGUGAGGAUCAGGAAAUUUGUCUUUCCUGUGAUGGGGGAUGCAUGUGAUGACCAGGAGGGACUGCUGCAGCCUGGCUCUGCUGCUGAAGCUGUUGUGAGAGAGAAGGUGGUGGUGGGAGGCUGUGCUUGCUUCAUGCACGACGUGUUCCGCUACUGGUGCCACGUCGUCUUCACUUGUCUGCUGCUCGUGGGUAGUGCCGCUGCCCUGGUCAUCACUCUGCCUGUUUACCUGCAGGCUGUGAACACAGCAGGGACGGCCUAUGUUGGGCUGCUCUUUGUGUGGUGUGUGGUGACUCUCCUGACAGUGAUCUCUUUCUCCAUAAAAUACUUCACUUCUUUGAAAACCUUCUGGUAUGGAGGUCAUGUUCAGAGCGUCCUCCGGUAUGGCAUAUGGCAUGGCGUGGCCUGUGUUGCCAUCGUGUAUGCGCUGGACAGGAAGCGUGUGCUCUGUCAUGUACAGGAGCCUCUCAUGGGUCUUGCGGUGCUCUACAUGAUAAUCAUGCAUUGCUUCUACCAUGGCGCAGUGGUGAGCAGUGGCAAGCUGCUGUGUCCGUGCGGUGUUCUGGCGGGCCUCUUCACUGCCAUGGACUUCCAACUGAACGACGAGUACGUGUGCCGGGGCGUGGUGCGCCAGAGCCCUGCUACUGACGGGGGGGACUGGAGUGACCAGCAGCACGUCCUCUGGACCGUCUUAUAUGCCGUGGCCCUCCUCAUCGUCGCCAUUGUCUGGAUACAGCUGGAGCUCCUGCUACUGCCUGAUAACAUCAGCGAGACAGUGCCAAGUGCCGGUGUGGCGGUGCGAAGCGUGUGUGGCGAGAUGUCCUUUCAUGGAGCCCCUUCUGAGUCAACACCUGCCGACCUAACACCUGGCGAGAGACGAUGUCCUCCUCCCUGUGCUGACAAUGGCGUAUCAUCUCAACUUGUUGGUGAAGUUGUUCCCCAAGAUGACGUAACAUCCGUGAGCUGCAGCUCUCUAGACCAGCUACUGCCUGCCCCGAGGUCUAAAUGCUGUGGAUUUCGCCUGAAGUGUCCCGCGAUGUUCACCAGUGCUACCCAUGUAAUGCCUUCAUGUCCGUCUCAUGCAGUGGCCAUCACUGAUGCCAACGUUGAUGCGCUGUUUUUUUGGUUUGUUAUCUCGACUUUCUGCACCAUCGCCUCCCUCUUCUGGACGGACCUCUUCACCGCCCUUGGCAAGUCAGGAUCAUUUGACCAGUUCCUGAACCUGUCAAGUCAUGGCAUGGCUUGUCACUUCAGUUCCAACCUGAACCAAUGUGGCCCCACGGCCCUGCACGGCUGGCUGGCUGUCUUGUACAUUUGCUUGUUUCUUUGGAGCGUCAAAUACCUGUGCUUGCUGUGCCACUCUCUGGUGCUGCCGCUGUGCGUAGCGUCUCUCUCACUGCCCGUCUCCACGGUCUUCUGGUCCUUGUUUUCUCAGGCUGGACGCUAUGGCAUCAUAUUCACACCCAAGGUUACGGGUGAAGGAGCCUGUGGGUUGCUGGGAGCAAUCGUGGUCUCGUGUAGCCUUGGGUGGUGGCUGAAGUUCAAUAAGCGGGAGCCUUACUGUCGCUGCUCCCACGGCUCCCUCCCAUCCACUCCCUCAUCUCCAACAGCACCACAUAUGUUUGGUGGAACACGCUCCCCACCAGACGUCCUGGUCUACAGUGUCAGGACCUCGGGGGCAGCUGGGCAGGAUAGUAACACUGAGGACAACAACCAGGCACACUGUGGUCGUCGAGGGCAGGACAGUAACACUGAGGACAACAACCAGGCAGACUGUUGUCGUCGAGGGCAGGACAGUAACCCUGAGGACAACAACGAGGCACACUGUGGUCGUCGAGGGCAGGACAGUAACCCUGAGGACAACAACCAGGCAAACCGUGUUCGUCGAGGUUUACAUGAGGCCCACACCGUCGUAGAGGUGCACAGUCCCUGACUACCUGAGUUCAAAACCACGCCCGUCUGACUGCCCUGCCUGUAUUAUUAGUGCUGGUGUGUAACGGUCAAGCUUAUCUCAUAGUCAUUUUUGUGCUCAAGCUUUAGAUGGCAAAUCUAUUGCUACAUUUGCUCACUUAUCUUCGUUGGUACAAGGAAGAAAUCUCAUUUUAUGUAUAACAAAGAUUGCAAUUGAAACCCUAAUGUGUAAUUUAACAGGAAGUUACUACUGUGAAUGGCGUUAGAGUGUACGCCUAACUGACUAUGUGUAGGCAGACUGUAGAGAGAUGUUGUACCACAAGCAUUCCAGUUUGCGGUCAAGCGAUUAAAAAUGUUUACCACCACCUAAUGUCUGUUUCAUUGUUUUUAACCGUUAUAAUUUAGUUUUAUUGAUCAAUUAUGGCUGUUCUGUAAGUUUGAGGGUUUGAAUGAAAAUUCUGUCUUAAUUCCACUAGCAUAAUGUGUUACGAUUCUGGUUUAUUCAAGAUUAGGUCUUAUUUAUCAUAAAAUUCAGAGACUUUCUGUGAUUCGGAAGGAUUAUGAUGAAUGAAUAUUGCUGUUAUAUUGCUUCGUUUAAUGUAUUUUAUACUUUCCUAAGCUAAGUAUCUUCAUCUGAUCCUAGUUUUAUUCUCAAGACGAAACGUCUAUUUCCAAGUCGCUCAAGCAUAAGGCUAAGAGGAGUGCACAGCAAUAAAUACGCGCACUUCUGUUCUGGCUUCCAUGAAUGCAGCAUUGAAGUAUCGUCUUCAUUUGCAGCAUCAUUCCUCAUCUAUGUUCAUGUGCCAAUAAAUUAAAGAGUAAGGUGGUAGAUAUAAUAAGCAAAAGCCUGUAUGUGUUCCAGUUGUAAGUUUAUGUGUUAAAUUCUUGGGAGUAGUUCUAUGGGAUCAUUGCAGAUGUUUGUUAUUGCUUUAGUCCGAGCCUCGUGGCUCGUCUGAAGAUCUUGUAUUUACCUUCUCUAAUGUUCUCGUAUUAAUAUUUGUACGUAAACGUCGUCAUCCGCUUGCUUACAAUCACAGCAAAACAGAACAGAUUACUACUGAAGCUCUGCCUAAAUUAGAAAAUUGUCCUGGGAAUGCUCUUUGUGGUCGUCAUGUAUUUAUUUAACUUCUUUAUAUUUGUUGAUAGUUUGCUUCUAUCGAUCGCUAUACCGGAAAAGAUCUAGAUGUAUUUUUGAGGGAGUAACAUUUGAUUUUUUGUUUCAUACCUUAUGGUCUUAUUGUUUGCGAUUAUUGUGCAGUUUGCAUGCCGUUUGUUGAUCUAAACGACGAGGUUUUGUGCCGCAUCAUCUUACUUUUAUUACUCGACCGCCCAAAUGUUUCCUCUCUCUCACUCCCUCUUGCCCUCUUGUAUUCUCGAACUAACACUCUUGUCUUGAUUUCUUCUCCUUGUCACACAUUCUAGCCCUCUUAAUUAUUAUUUGUACCUCUUACAGGUCUUAUACCUUGUUUUGUGUGACACACUUUCUCCUAUUCUCUGGUUUUCAGCAGACAUCUUGGCUUCUGUAGACAAGUUAUUCAGUGCAGCAUCCUCCACAUGUACGGCAUCUUGGCUUCUCUAGACAAGUUAUUGAGUGCAGCAUCCUCCACAUGUACGGCAUCUUGGCUUCUCUAGACAAGUUAUUCAGUGCAGCAUCCUCCACAUGUACGGCACUUUAGUCCCGUCUCAGGAUGUCAAGCAGUUCGUGCGAGCGAUAGUAACAUAAUUUGUCUACUCGUCCAUUGCUGUUCAGGUGCUAAUGAUGCCUCAAGAAGUGUAUAAAUAACCGCAACAAUGAAUAGAUGAAUGGCUUCUCUUGCCAAUAAUAGUAAAGCCAAAAGUGUAUAUUUAGAGCAAAGCUCCCUGGAAUCACGGGAUAUUUUUAUGGCCAGUAGCGUGUCUUAGAAGAAAGUAGAAUGCAUAGUUAAUCUGAAUAGUUUUAAGAUAAGAUAUGCUUGUGAUAUCUGCAAUCUAUGUGCACCAUUUAUAACUCCAAAGAGAUUAAUUUUAUAGAUAUCCAUCUUUGAAUUUGUAAAAUUGAUAAUUAUAGAAAAGAUAAUUGAUUAAGUACAUGUAUUCAUUCCAAUAAUUUACAUUAUUAUCUCAUGGGUUACUUAAUGAAUUUAUCGAUACACUUGUGAUUUGUCACAUCAUGCCAAACGCUUGCAUUUAUGUUUAAAAAGUCAAUGAACGAAUCGAGUCAAUGAACCCCUUCUUGAUGUGCAUCUCAGUUAUUUGUGACUUGCACUCUACAGUUUAUGUGCUUCUUUGGGGAUCUUGCCAACUGCAUUAGACCUCAGCAGCCAUAAUUGAUGCGCCUGUCCUGAGAGCUUCUGGCGCUGCAAGCAGCAGAGAUCGCUGCAGCACUGCAGGUCUCUGUUGUGGAGUUAAUAUGUCUAGCUUGUCUUGCUGUGUUGACCAAACGUGGCAUCCAACAUCCUCGUGGCGACAUGCGCUAUCGUUCCUGUUCUUGACAGUUCCGCUUGUUCCUCUGCCAGCUUCCUUGCGGUCACUUCGUAUCACCGCGUUUUGUUAAAUGAACGUCACUUGAAAUCGCACAAUCAUCACAAACAGAUUUGAGUUGAAUGUCGUUUAAUGUAAAUUAUGGAUUUUGCUGGUCCCCCUUCCUUAUCCCGAUACUCACGCAGUCAUCCACUGUACCUAGUAAUAUUUAGGCGAUGCCUUGCACCUCUUCAACUAAAAAUUAUUAACAUAAA
This is a messenger RNA of Hyalella azteca, 5727 nucleotides long. RefSeq lists its product as uncharacterized. Lineage: Eukaryota; Metazoa; Arthropoda; Malacostraca; Amphipoda; Hyalellidae. The record is from RefSeq and is a predicted model, not a curated record. The transcript is spliced from 9 exons. The coding region runs from base 1134 to 3035 and encodes 633 amino acids.